GGCUGAGAUUCGGCCCUCGCGCCCUUUUGAUCUUGUUGACCGGACUCGCCUUGUUUUGCGACACUGGCAGACUUGACUUGGAGUCAUGGUCAUGGGGGUGUCGGAGGGCGUUUUGGUCAACCUGGAACGUGGCCUCCCGUUUUAUAUUGGAAUCUUCUUCGGUUCCAUGCUCUUUUUCUUGGGUUGGAAUGCCCUCAACUCCUUCUUCUUGGUGGGUCCUGCCGUGGCCACCUAUGUGCACCAUCGCACCAGCGGAAAUCGGAAGAACGCUCUGACGGCCGUGCUCUUUCCCGCCAAUUUGAUUGGAUUGGUCGUGCCAGCGCUUCUAGGCGGACUCAUUCUGUUUCUGGUGACGACCUGGCCAUAUCCCGUGGCCUGCUACACCUUCUACCAGCGUCAGAGAGCCGCGGCUCGUUCACCGGAUGCAGAAGAGCCACCUCCGGUCGCAGCUGGCGCGGAGGCGAAGGUCGUGGGUGUGGUGGAUGGCGAGAAGGAGGAGACCAAUGAGACGAGCCAGAAGUAGAAGACCAGCAAUGCACCAAACGAGUCUCAAGCGCCCGCAGUGCAAGGUGCAGCGGAAACCAAACUGUUUUGCCGUGGAUUUUUGACUGAGAUGAAUCAAGGGAUGGAGUCAGAAACAGUAAUUAGCUGUUUGUUAGCCAUUUGCGUUUACGUUUACAACAAGCAAAGGUCACAAGGUCCCGUCCUAGGCCCUUUUGACUCGAUGUGCACUGAGGAACAUGAUGAUACACGAUGAAACAGUACAUGUAAAACUGGUUUUUGAUUGAUGUCCUCCUUGUUUCCUUUGGUAGCAAGAAGCUACGAAUUAGGUGGAGGCCAUCGCUAUUAGAUUGGAGGCCAUUGCUAGUAGCAAGAAGCUAUUGUUUCUAGACUUUGAGUCGCACGUGGUUGAUUGUUGGAUGCGGCUUGCACGAGCUGUCGAUUUGCUUUGGUGUUCUGUGGCUGAAGGAUGCUGGGGGCGCUCAAGUUGGAGUUCCUUUGCCAGUUCUUUCUGAGUGUUUUUUUGCAUCAUAUUCGAUUGUUGCCAGUUGUUAUCGCUUGUUGCUGCCUUGCAAACAUGGGUUGAUUCUUUUCAAGAUGUCCGUUCAAACAUGGACGUUGGAUUCCCCUACCUAGUGAUAGGACACGCCGGCACGCAAUUGAUUGUAGACCUUGUGCCUGAAGGAAGUUCAGGCUGCCUCAAAGACUACUUCCAAUGAACCCUGUUGGACUACAGUUGCUGCAUGCCUUGGCAGGGUGCAACAGUUUAGUCAAUGUAUAUGCUCGUUGCUCUCGCGCUGUCAGGGGUCAAGAUUGACGAGAAGCAGGAUGUCUUCAUCGUGCCCACGGACAGUUUCUGCAGAAGGCCAAUUUAGUUGUGCCAUCACCAGUUUUUGUUCUGCUCUUCGCAUCGUGCGUGAGUUUUGCUGCACUCUGCCGAAAGGUAGACUGGGCCAGCACUCGCCAAUUGCUUUGAGAAUGUACAAACGUCUGGUCAGUUCACGGGUCCCGCUGCAGAAAGAAUCGGGUGUGGUCCCUUGCUUCGACAUCCGAUCCCAGUUUUCAGACACUGUUUCUCCCUAGUUAGACCUCCAAAG
Messenger RNA from Durusdinium trenchii, 1598 nucleotides. The record is from the annotation of a GenBank genome assembly. NCBI's taxonomy places the organism in Eukaryota, Dinophyceae, Suessiales, Symbiodiniaceae.